UAGUGCAAGGUAAAUGCUUUGUAGCGCCGAGUAUCCGACUGCUGCUUCCAAAUGCGUGCGUGGAGCUGCUCUACGUCCUUUAAAGAAAAAAAAGCGAGAGAUGACUGUGCCCGAGGCGGAUUGCAGUGAGGUGUGUCUCACCACCACUAACACAACGACAACGACAACGACACGAUACCAGGGCUCCGUCAGGAACGUUGUGGCUGCACUGUUUUAAUUUAAAAGUCUUAUGAGGAGUAUCUUCUCUGAACUGAAUAUGAAGCAAAUAUUUAUCGAUGAAAUUGGAGUAUAAAUUGAAAUGGAACUUGCUAGGCACCAGCUUUCCACCAAUCACAGAGGCAAUUGCACAUUAAUGGCUAUCGUUAAUCCAAAAUUCCGCAAUCAGGCAAGGAAAUUUGACUAACACUUCCUUCGUCCUCAAGAACCCUUCAUCAUGCAGUCUAGGAUUCCUGGCCCCACUGCAAGGGCGACUCCAGCAAUCGGCAGCAGUUCUAAGUCUCUCACAACUAUGAACAGACAAGGUCAAACUGUUAGCUGUAUGAAUAAGCACAACGCAUUGCCCAGCAAGUCCAGCAGCCAGAAAGAUUUAUCGGACAAUACAACUCAACUGCCAGCCAUGAAUGGAAAUGUGCAAUUAAAUUCGACAAGGCACCAGUACUCUUCAGACGCUUCUCAACAACGAAACCUACAACCGAACAGAAAGCAAACCUCAGAGAUAUCCUCCAAACAAACAGCGAGGCAGUUUAAUCCUUCAAGUUCUCCCUCAAUAAAUGAUCUGGAGAAGGUGUCAACCCCGGGAAAUGAAAGAAGUUCAUUUAAUGCAAAUAAAUCAGCAGAGGAACAUAAAUACCACAGUAAAACUUCCCGACACAGUGUAGAGGGCAGAGCUGAAGUAUUUUUGAACAACAAGGGGCUAGAUGGUUCAGUGGAUGUUGGGAACUCCGAAUUGUGCAAAACUGAACCAGAUAGCGGAGAAUUUACAUACAACAGUCCAAGGAUACCAAGGAAGGGAAUUGGUCAGUCUUUGAAUAAAACUCAGAACGUGCCGAAAUUCGCAUCAAAAAUUCCAGACAGAGGUCCAAAGGAAGAGAAGAAUGAUACAAGUGGGAUCAACACUAGGGGGAAAGUAGCUUCUACAAAAGCCUCUCGAAUUGCUGGCUUGAACCAUACGAGGAGCAGAGCUCUGAACGAUGUGCAAAAGGGCAUUGCAACACUCCCGCCCAGGGGAAAGUGUAAAUCCAGACUCAGUAUUUCAAAUGAUAAUCUAUUGCAGCUGUCCAGAUGUGGAAGUGCAACAGAUACAGAGAAACCCAAACACGGUUCCAGUCAAAGGCAGUGGAAAUCUGAUGUUAGCUGGAAGUCCUACAGUUUCUCCAAUUUGCAUUUAGACGACAGCGAAGAUUUGUCCGAACUUUCUCUCUCCUCCAUGAGUUCUCCAAAGCGUACUGUGACGGGUGGCAUGAAAAUGUACAUCAAUAGCAACGUCAUCAAGCUUCCAUCUCCGACACAAAACAGCCACCCCAACACAGCCACAGUAGCUCCUUUCAUGUACAAAGGUGAAACGAAUAGAGAAAGUAUUAACGUGGAACUAAAGGAACCUGCCGCCUAUCCCAACACAGCUGAAUACAACUGGAAACACAAAAAAUCUCUUGAGGACAUUGAUCCAGAGACCCAGAGAAAAAGGACUGUUCAGAAUAUUGUAGACCUUCGUCAGAACUUGGAGGACACCAUGACAAGUUUGAGGGGAUCACAGAUAUCCCAUAGUGCUUUGGACGCCGCCUUUGACAGUGACCUGACUGCGGAAGUCAAUGCCAGAAGCCGCGGCACAAGUUCAUCCAACCGAUCCUCACCGUUGUCCUGGCGCUACGGCCAAGCCAGCCCCCGCCUCCAGGCAGGCGACGCACCUUCUGUGGGCAGUGGGUGUCAGCCGGGAGGGAACUCAGGCUGGUUUGUCCGUGGCGACUCCUCUCAUUACUCCCACACCAUGCCUAUGCGGAGUUCCAGUAAAUCGUGUAACAUCUCUCGCUUGGACCUGGAUUCUCUGGAUACGGAUGAUGUGGACCUGAAGUCUAUCAGUGGCGACAUGUCUGGCUAUAUGAGUGAUAGUGACUUGUUGGGGAAGACCAUGAACGAUGAUGACAUUACAACCGGUUGGGAUGAAAGCAGCUCCGUGAGCAGUGGCCUCAGUGACACCUCUGACAAUCUUAGUUCUGAAGAUUUAAAUGCCAGUUCAUCUCUCAACUCCUAUCCAACCACUCCCGUGGCAUCCAGACGAAAUUCCGGCGUUGCGCUGCGGACUGACGCGGAGAAGCGGUCUAUGGUUGAGAGCGGCCUGACUUGGUGCGGUGGCUCUGAAGGCAAAGGGCAGAAGAAGUCGGAGAGCGGCUACGAUGCCAGCAACCUCAAGAUGGAUCAAAACACAAAGUGGAGACGGAUUCGGAGCGAGUCAGCUGACGAGACCACGAAAGGAGAACUCAAGAAACUGCAGCCCUCCGUGCAAACGAGUUCACUAAAGAAGACUGCAGCACCUGUGGGGGUGACUUCCCCAAUGACGUGUUCAGGAGCAGGCUCUCUGAAACCAGCUGGUAAAAUUGAUUCUAAAGCCCAAGACAAAGGAAAAAUGGUUCUCAAAGGAACGACCUUGGAAAGAUCUUCAUCUGAUGCCAGUCGGGACAGAGUUGGAGAGGCACGGAAACCUCCGUCAGGUAUUUCCAGGCCUUCCACUGGAAGUUCUUUCGGCUACAAGAAACCCACGACGGGCACUGCGACCGUCGUGACGGCUGGCGGGAGCUCUGCGGGGAAAGCUCCGAAAUCCACGGGCAUCCCUGUUAAACCGACAAACUCCAGGAAAACCAGCCUGGAUGUGUCCCAAAACCACGAUGGCUUCAUGUCGUCAAGUGCAAGGACAGCCGUGCAGUACCGCAGCCUGCCCCGUCCGGCCAAGUCCAGUUCUGUCAGCGUCACAGGCAGGGCGGGUAUGAACAGGCCAGUCAGCAGCAAUAUUGACCCGAGCCUCAUCAGCAGCAAACACGGGGGGAUCCCAGUGUCCCGCCUGAAGGAACCCUCGAAAAUUGGUUUGGGGAGAACAAGCUCCGGGCCAGUGAAUCAAACGGACCGAGAGAAAGAGAAAGCCAAGGCAAAGGCUGUGGCUUCGGAUACUGAAUGUACAAGUGCAGCAGGUUCUGCAAAGAUGGCUGCAGCCUCUGACAGUCAAAGUAAAUUGCAAGGAAUGCGACAGCAAAGCUGCAAGUUCACAGAGAUGUCAUCUCCAACUACACAGAGGGUGAUAAGCUCAAAAGGAAUCAGCAAGCCACCUACAAUGGCCAACAUUGACAAAAUCAACUCCAACAGCCUAGAUUCAUCCACCUCAGGACAUCCUUUGAUCAGCAACAGUAUUGCCAAUGAAACAUUAACCAAACUCCCCGAUGUUCAGACAAGUACAAUCAGCUUAACUCCAUGUCUAACUCCAAGCCCUGCCCCUGUCCUUAACGUGAAUUCCAGUAGCUUUAGCCAAGGGCUUGGACUAGGUAGCAAUUUCAUAAACAACAAGGAAACCCUUAUGUACCCUAAGCUAAGUAGCCUGCACACCAGCAUGGAAUCUUUGGAUCUCCCGUUGAGUGUUCCAUGUUCAUUCCCACCUAACCGUACACUUUCAAGGGAAGAAGACCACAGCACUCUUACGUGGACUGGGAGUUCUAGAUUCUCACAGAUGGAGAGUGCAAAACGUGACAGAAAUACUCUGCCGAAAAAGGGACUAAGAUACGGAACAAGUUUACAGCCUGAAGACACCAAGGAAUGGCUCCACACACGUCCUAUCGGUGGAUCCAUGGACUCCGAUACCCAAUUAAUUUCUUCUCCCUCUGCUGUCCCAUUGUCAAAUUUAGCAGCAAGCCCCACAGUGGUAUCACAGCUCAACAGCCCCACCCCGAAGAUGAUGCGUUCCAACAGCAUUCCCACCCAUGAUUCCGCCUUCGAUUUGUAUGGAAGUUUACAGAUGGGAAGCACAAUUUCUUUGGCGGAAAGACCGAAGGGGAUGAUUCGCUCAGGUUCAUUUAGGGAUCCUGUGGAUGACGUUCAUGGCUCAGUGCUUUCCCUUGCCUCCACCACAUCAUCGGUUCAUUCUAUGAGUGAAGACAAGGUCCAAGGAGAGCAUAUCCGAAAACUACGUAGAGAGCUUGAAUCUUCACACGACAAGGUUUCUACACUUACAUCACAACUGUCUACAAAUGCUCAUCUUGUGGCAGCAUUUGAGCAAAGUUUGACUAACAUGACAUCUCGUCUACAGAAUCUUGCUGCGACUGCAGAACAAAAGGACUCAGAGUUAUUUGAUCUUAAAGAAACUAUUGAUAUGUUGCACAAAAAGAAUUCUGAAGCACAAGCUGCUAUACAUGGAGCCUUGAACCACCCAGACUUAACACCCAAAGAAUUGCGUAUAAAACGGCAGAAUUCAUCAGACAGUAUUUCCAGCCUCAAUAGCAUUACAAGCCACUCCAGCAUUGGGAGUGGUAAAGAUGCUGAUGCCAAAAAGAAGAAGAAGAAAAGCUGGCUGAGAAGUUCAUUUAAGCAAGCCUUUACCCUCAAAAAGGCGCCCAAAUCAGCGUCCUCAUACUCUGACAUUGAAGAGAUAGCAACGCCAGACUCUUCUGUUCCAUCCUCGCCCAAAGUACAGCAUGAAGACGCAGAGUCAUCACCUCUCUCCAUGACGCCAUCACUUUCAACCACUAAGGCCUUUGACUCCGGUGAGACUGACCUGAAGGAUGUAUCAAUACUACGGGGUGAGCUGUGGGAGAAGGAAAGGAAACUGACGGAUAUUCGCCUGGAGGCUCUAAGUUCAGCUCACCAGCUCGAGCAACUGCGAGAGGCUAUGCACAAUAUGCAGGUGGAAAUUGAAGCACUGAAACUGGAAAACGACCGUCUUAAAUCUGAUACAGGUGACACAGUGGUGCAGCUGGUAGAGCCACUGCCUCACAGCGCCAGAGACCCGUGUUCGAUCCUGACCUCGAGUGUUGCCUGUGUGGAGUUUGCACCGUCUCCCUGUAACUGCAUGGGUUUUCUUCAGGUGUUCCGGUUUCCUCCCACAUCCCAAAGACAAGCAGAUACAUCCCCAAUGGAUGGGGUGACCUGUUCCUCCUCAAAGGAAGAAAGAAAUGUUCGAAUUGUGGUCCUACUGACUGAAGAGCAGAUUUGCAAUGAGACUACAAAGCAGCAAGAAUUUUUCCUUGGUUUUGCCAAAGUAAAUGGAGCAACUGACUGGACUACUUUAGAUGGAGUUAUCUGCCAGUCUUUUAAGGACUACAUUACAAAAGUGGACCCAGUGUCUUGUCUUGGCUUGAGUACAGAUGCCAUCUACAGCUAUAGUGUUGAUCAUACGAAACGAGUGUUUGGAACUGAACCACCAGACCUGCUGCCCUACAGAUAUAUGGGAAAAGAAGUCACCAGCUUCUCCGUCACUUUGAAAGGAUUACAAGAGAAAAGUAUAGACAGCUUGGUCUUUGAAACACUGAUUCCCAAGCCAAUGAUGCAGCAUUACCUCAGUCUACUGCUCAAGCACCGAAGGCUUAUCUUGUCUGGCCCUAGCGGGACGGGCAAGUCCUACCUGUCCAUUCGUUUGGCUGAAUACUUGGUUCAGCGGUCAGGACGAGAGGUCACGGAUGAAAUCAUUGUCACGUUUAGCAUGGACACACAUUCUUGCAAGGAUUUACAGCUGUAUCUUUCCAACCUCGCCAAUCAAAUUGACAGAGAGACGAGCACAGGCAAUGUGCCGCUGGUCAUAAUUCUUGAUGAUCUCAACGAGCCUGGUUCUCUCAGUGAACUUGUCAAUGGUGCCCUUACAUGCAAGUAUCAUAAAUGCCCAUACGUAAUUGGAACCACCAACCAGCCAAUCAAAACAACACCAAAUCAUGGCCUUCAUCUAAGUUUCAGGUUGGUCCCAUUUUCGAACAAUGCGGAACCCGCCAACGGAUUCCUUAGUCGCUACUUACAGCGAAAGUUGAUUGAGUCGGAGAACGUUGCAAAUGCAAACAAUAACGAAAUCCUCAACAUUCUCAACUGGGUGCCCAAGUUAUGGUAUCAUCUACACACGUUUCUGGAAAUGCACAGUACAUCUGACUUCCUCAUAGGUCCUUGCUUUUUCCUAUCUUCUCCUGUCAACAUGGCUGAAUUUAGAGAAUGGUUUAUUGACCUGUGGAAUUAUUCCAUUCUCCCUUAUCUUCAGGAAGGCGUUAAUGAUGGUGUUAAGACCUAUGGAAGAAAAGCAGUGUGGGAAGACCCUGCCAAAUGGGUGCAGGAUACUCUACCUUGGUCAACUGCCCCACAAGACCGCUCCAAGAUCUUCCAUUUGCCUCCUCCAAGCAUAGGAUCCCAUGUUACUGGACCUCCUGCAGAUGAAAGAAAGAUCAAAGAGACAGCACCAACGUCAAUUGAAUCUGACCCACUUAUGAGUAUGCUACUGAGGCUCCAGGAGGCAGCCAAUUACACCCAAAGUUGUGAAGGAGACAAUGUUUUGGAAUCAUCUUUACAAUCAACACAUUGAAAGAAAAGAAAGCAAGGAAUAUGGGAGCCAUCUUGUUUUUAAAUGUGUCAUAACUACUUUAUGAAUAUUGUAGUCCUGAGGCAGAUGUAUAUUCUGUGAUAGACGUAGUUAGAUAGGGGGCUAAAUUAAUUCAUGGGUAAAAUUGUAGGUUUAAGGCCCAAAAUCAUAUGUAAGUAAACUGUGAUCAUUUAUUGUAAAUCAUAUCACCUAGCCAUCUGGAAGGAAUAAUACCAUCUGACUGUAUGGACUUUUAAUGCUGUGUUUGUACCUUAUAAUUCAAUCUUCAAAAGUGCAUGGCAAUCAUUUAAGCAGAAACAACUAAUAUUUUAGUGAGCUUUAUUAAGGUUAACUCCGAAAGUACAACUCAAACAAUUACAGGGAACUGUCGCUGUUCCACUACUGCUAACAUCUCAGAUGUCACACCGGUGCUUAUUGGAGAAACUCUCCACCAAACUUUGCAGUUGAUAGUGCUCAAAACCUCAUUCAUUCACACAGUUUGUGUGCACAAAAGCACAGCUAAAAAAUGUGAAUCGUAGUGAAACCACUAAAACAGGAAUUUAUUAUUUCCCAAGUGAUAAAAUGGUGCACACAGGAAAUGAAAUGUCUUUGUAUCCUGAAUUUCAAACUGAUAUGUCUUUUUUUAAAUUUUGGUUUCAUUCGCCGUUGAUGUGUAUUAUAGGAACCCUUUAAGUACCUGUUUCCCUAUGCACAUAUGAGAAGGCUUUUUAAACAAAGGCAGUUGAGGGAGGGGUGAGUGUACAUUAUGGAAACAAAAUUGUUAACCUCAGGAACAAAUUAUUUUUCCUCCUUCAGCAUCGCAUCUUAAGUUAAUUAGUUUCAUUAGAUCCCCUGCACUAAACCUAUUAACAAGGGGCCAAACUGACUUUUCCCAGAGAGAACCUAAAACCUACUUGUACCUAGUUACUUGAAGAUGUACAGCAAACAAAUGUUUAAUCCCUUCUAAGUAUUAUCUGUUUUGGGGCAUAUUACUUGUGUCCCAAUGGCUAGUCCAUAUGCAUAUGUCAUCCUAAAGAGUACCUAUAAUGGUAAGAGCAGGUUUUUUUUUUUUAAUUUUAGCUACAGCACAGUAUGUGUUCCUUGUGUUUAUAAUGCUGCAAAUAUCCAACUUUUGAAAAUAGAUGCAGGAAUGUCAUAUUUAAAAUUUCUUCUGAACUUCUUCAACUUUAUUAUGAAGAACACCCGCAGCAUGAGUUAUUACUUGGAGCUUUUGCAAUAAAAUUGUGUGGGAAGAGAUUCACCCUCUGCUGUACGAGGUCAAUGUUUGAAGCAGUGCCAUGUCCAUUAGAUUCUACUUAACAAAUUUUAUUGAAGUCAAUGGAGCCAAAUUUCAAUAGUACAUUAGAACGUAGAGUGCUGGAGUAACUCAGUGGGUCAGGCAACAUCUAUGGAGAACGAGGGUAGGCGACGUGCAAACUGAAGAGUUCAGACUGCGUCUGAAGAAGGAUCUCUACCUGAAACAUCGCCUAUCCAUGUCCUCCAGAGAUCCUGCCUGACCCAUGUAGUUACUCCAGCACUUUGUCUUCGACAAGAUUCCAGCAUCUGCAGUUCUCCGUGUCUUCACUAUUACAUUGUACGUUUAAGGCAAACAGUAGAAAGUGAAUUUCUGGCCUGUACACUUUCCUUAUGGUGUAAACGGCAGCAUUGUAAGGAUUUUAAUGUGUUUCUGAACUAGCUUUUACACAAUAUUCUGUGAUUUUUCUGGUUAUUCAUUAAAUCAAAUCAUCAACUUACCAAUUUCAUCCUCAUUAUUCAUUCAUCAGUUCAGUUUUCCUCCUGUCUCUGAAUAGAACUAUUUGUAAAGCUGGGACUUUGGCCAUGAAUUUAAUAUAACAUACACCACUUGGCUCCGAUGAGAGUUCUGCAACACCCUCUCUCGCUGCACUCCCGCUGUGAUUCCUUCCGCUCCCCGCUCUGCGACUACAUUUUAAUCCGGCCUCACUCACCUUCUCCACAGCCACCAAUGGACCAUUGUGGGCUCCACCCUUCCUUGAUCAUCGUUGCUGGCUUUGAUUUGUCCUUUUGCAUACCUGUCAUUCAUUUGUUUCUUUUCAUAUCUCUCAUUUCCCUCGCCCCCGAAUCUCAGUCUGAAGAAGGGCCACAACCCGAAACGUCACCUAUUCCUUUUCUACAGAGAUGCUGCCAGACCCACUGAGUUAUUCCAGCUUUUUGUGUCUAUCUUUGGUGUAAGCCAGCAUCUGCAGUUCCUGCAGAAGCAGUCCCAUGAGUUCCAAUUCCCGACUUAUUUCUCUGUAACCUAUUCUCUCUCAAACAUCAACUCACCCAUUUUUUUUGCCAGCAUCUGCAACAGGGGUAAAUUACAGUAGGUAAUUAACCUACCAACCAGCUGAUUUGUGUAAUGUGGGAUGAAACUGAAGCACCUAGAAACCUACAUGGCCAUUGGGAGAACGUGAAAGCUCCAAACAGAAAUCUGCAAGACAUAAAGUAAGCUCUGAUUGCAUAGUUUGUGCAUCUGUGACUGUCAUCCCCCCUUUUCCCCCCAAAAACAAACAUUGCCCUUAUAUUUAUAUGUUGCUUAAUUUAAUCCAGUACCCCUAUGACUUCUAAGUUAAUGUACUUUAUAUUCUUAAGCUUAUUUGUUGUUCUUAAUCAAAUUAUUCAAACACUCUUUGACACUCAAAUAACUUUUAUUUUACUGCAGGGAUCUGUUCCCAUCUUCCUUCAGAUUGAGCAGUGAAUCUACUUUUCUUGACCGAAGAAUUGAGAAAAUUCCUGAAUUUUCAUUAUUUCAUCAUAUUUCCAACAAUAAUAUUUCAACACAAAGCAAAACACUUCAAGCCUUAGUGCACUAAAAAGAUGUAGCAAACUGUUUAAGAAUAUAUCACAUGGGGAAAUAAAAUGCUAUUUAAAUGCAAUACAUUCUUAAAUUGAGAUACAGAUCAAGGAUAAGAACAUGAUGCUGUGAAUCCCUCUUGCCCGAAUCUCAGUCUGAAGAAGGGUCUCACCCAAAACGUCAUCCAUUCAUUCCUUCUAUCUAGUGAUGCUGCCUGACCCACUGAAUUACUCCAGCAUUUUCUUCGGUAUAAACCAGCAUCUGCAGUUCCUUCCUACACAUAAUCAAGGACACUAAAUUCUCCCACAUUUCUUCUAUGCUUUGACUCGUUCUUGGAAAUAUUCAACCACCCAGGUUAAUGAAUAAGACAAAAGAAUAAUUCCAACUCACUGUCAAUGUGUAACUUUAAAAAUUACAACUCAAAUGUAUGGAAUCUAAAAUCACAAGCUAUCAUCUCUUAUUUAACACAAAACAUUCAAUUUUAUCAUUUCGGCCAGAUGUCAUUAUUUAUCAAUGAUAAGUUAACAAAUGGUGUACAUUUACAAUGAGAGAACUGAAGUUUUUCAAAGAGUUAGUUAGAAUUUGAUCUCUAAUGCAUUUCACUUAACAUGUUAAACAGUAGCAGUAGUUCAAUCUGUUCUGUUUUGGAAAAUUUGUUUCACCGACUUUAAUUAAACAAAAUUUUAAAAGCGAACUAGAAUGUACAACUGCUACAAUUCAACACAAUUGCAACAAAGCAGAGAUGGAUUAAUUCUACCAAAUUAAAUGGAGCUCAAGGAAUUUUGUCAAUAUUUUAUGUUUUCAUCUCUGUCUGUACACAUUGCCUCAAACCUUGUUCUAUGGUCGUUUUUUUCCCCUCUUCUUUUAAUAUAAAUUCCUGGCAAUCCCAAAAGUACUUAGAAACAUUUGGAGUAGUCUGCGCAGAGAACUGUUGUCAUACAGUAACCAACACAAUAACUGCAUAAAAUGCAAGCAAAAUUUCAUAUUGCAAAAUAAAUGAUGCAACUUAUUAAUUUUGAAUUCCAAAGUUAAUGCAACAUUCAAAUAAUGUUACGAGGUUACUAUGUAAAAACAUUACCAUUGUAAUUUUUUUUUGGGGGUAUUCUGCAAGAGGAGUGAAGAUUGGGCCUUAGUAAGUGUUAAAUGUGAAAUUUCUUUGUAUUCAGCCAUUUUGUCCUCCAACAUGCACUCCACAGAUGGAUAAACAAACCUUUAAAUAUAUAGCUACAUAUGAUGUAGCUGGCUUUUCAAAUAUAUAUUGUUCAGAUUGUGUUUUUUUGGCGAUGGGUUUCAUUAAUACAAAUGACUGGAAAAAAAUCUCACAUUUCUAGAAUAUGUGGGCGGUUCAAAUUUUGGGAAUUUUUUGGAAGGAAAAGAACAUCAAAUUCCAGUUCCACCGUGCAUAGAAUUUUGCAAUUAAACAUUUUGGUAUUAUGCUGAUAAGAAUAGGUAAUUACUGCCCCCUGUCCAAAUCUCUGUAAUUUUCAUUCAUGAUGCAGUGCCUAUUCUCAUAUAAUUUCUAGCCUUCAGUUACUAUGUAUAACUAGGUGUUUCCUGUGUGAUUUUCUUUUAAACAUUGUAGUUUUAAUUUUUCUUAAAUUAGAACAAAAAUUAACAUUGUGUAUUUUUCUGUAUUGCACGGCUAGUCUGCCAAGUACUUUUACACAAUUGCAAAUCAGUGACAAUGAGUUUCCUUGCUGUUCUAUGGAGAACUAUGUCGUAAGUCAGCAAGCUCUAUUUCAUCCUUUAAGAAAGAUCUUUACUCCGACAAAUUUAUGAUCAUUGUAUUGAAAUUGAAAUAGAAAUGUACUUCCCAAUAUGCAUGUCUGAUUUGCUAAACAAUGGUACUUAAAGGAUUCUGUGACCAAAAGCACAAAAUGUAACAUUACUGAACAUGAAUUGCUAAUCUUUUUAAGAUAAAUUGUUGUUUGCAGUGUGCUCUGAUUAAUGGGUGCUCCAAGUCAUGUGUACUGACCUCAUUGAAUGGCAUUAAGAAUAAUUUGGUUUCCCAUAACUUGCUUCAAAGGGACUGAGAGCUGCACAUACUCAAAGCAGAGUUUCAACUUAGCCUCUAGUUCAAUAUGAAACAAUCAUAUCUAAUAACUGGAAGGUAUCUCAGGUUUUAUUUCCAGCUAUUAUUUAUUUUCCAGUAUCUAUCUGUAAUGAUCCUUCAAAGUAAAGUUUUCUUCUGACAUGAUGUAAGGCAUUGGGUUACUUUGUGAUGAAUAGUUGAGUUGGAUAUCACUGAUUUUAACACAUGGGCAAUUGAGGACUGAUCAAAAAAAGAUGAUCAAACAAAAAACAAUUAGUUAAGACUUUCAAUAAGGGUGAAAACUGCAUAGGGCUGCUCAUAGUUCUUAGACCCUUGGAUAAAUUCAUGAAUAGGAAAGGAUUAGAGGGAUCUGAGCCAAAUGCAGGUAAAUGUGACCAGCAUAGAUGAGGCAGCUCAGUUGGCAUGGACAAGUUGGUCCGAAGGGCCUGUUUCUGUACUGUAUGACUCUGACUCUCGCUAAUUGACAAUCUCGUUCCACAAAGUCAUGAGGAUGUAUGGUCUGAGUAGCUAUUGAAAACAGUGAUACGGAGUUUUCUUCAGUAAAAUGCAAAGUAAAUCUAUAACCGGUUCUAGGCCUGAGCCAUAAUCCUUGCUCCUGAUGUACAGUUUAACUUCAUUAAAAAAAAAUAUGAAAACGUUAAAAAAAAAUACCAAGUACAUUUCUGUUGACGCUAUUAGCUGUUUGUAAUAAACCCGUACUAAAUAUUGUCAAAGAUUAUGAUUAACAUGUCAGAUUUUUGUGCCCUGAAAUUUGUCCCUGGUCAGUAACAAUGUCAACUCAUGGUAAUCUACCCCCAAAAUUAAUUCCAUUCACUUCCAUGAAUUGCAUUUCGGAAACAAGAGCAGAACGUGUUAGGGUUGUUGUAUAAUGCUUUCAGCAUAAUUGACUAAGGUGAUUUUGCAUGUUGUUCUCAUUGUGUUUUCAGGUAUUUGCAAUACUGGGAUAUUCUUGCUCUUUGGGUAAGUGGCACAAAGACAAAAUAUUCUUGCAUAAUGGAUUGGACAGGUAUUUGGAAUGGAUAGGUAUGGACCGGAAUCUUGUACAUGACAACCAAGAUGGCCCAUCUAAGCCAGUCCCAUUUGUCCCAUAUUUGGUCCAUAUCCCUCUAAACCUUUCCUAUCCAUGUAUCUGUCCAGGGACCAACUGAAUUAACAUUGAAUACAAUAGAUACUUCCAAAGGUAUAAAUGUUUCAGCCUUUUUUUCUUGUAUGUUAUUUGUUAUUCUAGCAUUUGGUAUAGCUUAUUUCAUAUAUUGCAUGGUUUUCUGUAUUUUUACAUUGUGCUGCCCUUUCUGGAGAUGGAACCUGCAUUCUGAGGAAUUAAAAUAGCAUCCUUUACGUAACUCCAAAUGAAAAGAAUGUUGAAAUUUAACCUGAUACUGUCAGUUCAAGAUCUGGGCCAAACUGUACGAAUAUAGCCAUCUUCAUUGAAUGCUAUGGGAACAGUCCCUUAAAAACUAGGACACUAUUUAAUGGGUUUAAUGGUGGCUAUCCUCUUGGGUGGACUUAGUUUAUUUUUGUUGAUCGUUUUGGUCAGUUUAACCUAGAUGAUCAAAAAUAUCAUAUCAUGAUUUUCAAUUAAUAUUAGGUCAGGCUUCAUGCAGGCUAGCCACCAUGUGCAGAACACUUGUAGUUUAAAAAAGAUAGCAGAAGUAAAGUACUAUUUUUUAAAAUGGGCACAUAAUUAGUUGGCUGAAAUAUCCCAAUAUUAACAACUUUGCUGCAAGAUUGAUCUUUUCAGUGUUUCCAAGUGUCUCCUGAUUGGAAAACAUCUAAUUAAGUUGUUUUUACUGCAUCAGUGGAACGAUACACAUUUCAGUUAAGAACUAGAUGUAAGAACAUAAUACAUAUUAUUUACUGUCUGAAAGUUUGUAUCACUGUCUUAACAUCUUGCUUUUCUGUAAUUAGGACAGAUCAAAUGCUGAAACUAUGCCUUGAAGAUUAGGUUAAUUAAUCACGUUUCAAUUCUUUCUAAUUAUAAAUGUAAUGUAACAUUACUGUCAAAUAUAAAAUAGUAUAACAUAUUAUUACUCAAAUUGCUACUAGAUCUAGUAGUCAUAGAGUCAUGCAGCAUGAAAACAGACCCUUCGGCCCAACUUGCCAUGCAACCAAGUUGGCCCAUCAACUCAAGUCUCACUGCCUACUUUGCGCUCAUAUCCCUCUAAACCUUUCCUGUCCAUCUACCUGUCUAAAUGUAUUUUAAAUGUUGUAGUAGUACCUACCUCAACUACCUCCUCUGGUAGCUCGUUGCAUACACCCACCACUAUCUGCCUGCACAUGGUUUAUAUACCACCAAAUCUACAUGUGGCACCACCUUUAAGGAACUAUGUACCUACACUCCUAGGUUCUUCUGCUCUACAACACUCCCCAUAGCCCUUCCAUUUACUGGGAAGGUUCUGCUCUCAUUUGAAUUCCCAAACCUCGCACUUAUUUGCAUUAAACUUAUUAACCAUUCCUCAACCCAUGUGCCCAACUGAUCAAGAUCCUACUGUGACUUUUGAUAACCAUUUUCAAGGAUGGAUGGUUUAUACAAUAUCAUCGACUUUCAUGCCAUCUGCAAACUUUCUAACCAUACAUUGUACAUUCUCGUCCAAAUCUAUUAGACGAGCAUUAAUGUGUAAUUAAGCUCUGCAUUUACAUUGGUGUUCAUCAUAACUGCGUACAAUUGAAAAUAAGAAAUGUUUCUAAUCUAAUUCAAAUAUCCAAAGAUAACUAGUUCUAACGUAGGUUCAAAAAUUCCAAUAAGUUUCAAGAUUUUUUCAUUACAAAGCACAAAACUGCAGAUUGUGGACAUCUGAAAUAAAAGCAGAAAUUGCUGGAAAUACUCAGUAGGUCAGGAAAUAGGUUUAGUGCUUCAGGUCAGAACCAUGAGAGAUUGACUUGAACCAUUAACUUUAUUUAUGUCUGUGCAGAUGUUGUUUAACCUGCUGAACAUUCCCAGCAUUUUCUGCUUUAGAUUCUUUAACCAGCCUCUGCUCAUUUAAUUUUGCCGGUAAAAUAAAAAAAAAUUGAAAUAAGUUAAACUGCUUUGAAUAUAAAUAAAAGCAAAUGAUUUUUUUUUAACCUAUAAACUGCAUCUGUUGGUUUGCUAGAUCUGUCAUUUUUAUUUUGGUUUACCCAAAGGGAAGGUUUGUCACGUUGCAAGCAGCUUGCCUUUGGGAGGGAAUGGAAAGAGAUGGAUGUCUUUAUGCAGAGAUCUCUCUAGUAUACCUGCUGAUAAUUUAACUAUGACAGAACACCACUUUACAAGCUGCACUUGACCAGAUACCAAGAGUUAAUUUAGACUCGGGGGAAAAAGCUUUGAACAAAGUCCACAUUUAGGGAAAAGACAGGAGAAAAUCAGAAAUUGCAAUGUUGUGUCCAAUGCAAUUUGCAAAGAGGUUUUCUCAGAUAUAUAAUUAAUUAAUCAAAUUCGACUGCAGCUACUGAGGUCAGAUGGGAAUUUUAAUUUUGGGAUUCCUUGAUCUCAGGAAUAUCAGUCAGGUGGGUAUUAGUAUAAAUCGUAGGUUAUUAGACCACAGUUUAAAAUCUCAAACUGCAAAUUAAUUCCAGACAUUGGCAUGAGCAAGGCUUUUUAAACCAGUGCUAUUUCACAUAUGUAUGAAGGAUGAUAUAUUUUACAGCCCAUUGCUGUACUGUUCUUGUUGCCUCUGAAACUCACCAUUGCUUUAGUUCUUUACUCUAACCAUAUAAUAUUGGUUUCAAGUGAGAAAUAAGAGGGUUAAAAGGGUUCUGAUAAUUUGUUAUACAUCCAGAGGAUGGGUGCAAUUUUGAACACAUUGCCAGAGAAAAUAGUGGUGGCAGGUACUUCCACAUUUAAAAUGUAUCUGGAUUGAGCAUUGAAAUCCCUAAGGCUGUGAAGCCCAUUCAUUGAAUGUUGAUAAAUGGGUUAGUACAGAUAGGUAUUAGCAGUGAUAGAGUAAUUCACCAUGGAAAUAGGCUGUUCAGCCAAACUCGUCCAUGUUGAGCAAGAUGUCCAUCUACUGUAGUCUCAUUUGCCCACAGUAGAUCCAUAUCCCUCUAAACCUUUCUUGAAUAUCACCAUGGACAUGGUGGGCUGAAGGAUCUGUUUCUGUGCUGUGUGACUCUCUGAAUAUUUACAAAUACGAGGCAGAGCACCAAACUGUUGCAAAUUAGUCAAAAAAUGAAGUCUGCUCUCCACAGUAAACCUAAAUCUCCCCGCAGCUACAUGUCAGAACAAAAUAAGAGUGGUUUCUGAUUAUUUUCUCUAUUAAGUUCAUUGGUAUCUCAGAUAUGUCUCCACAUCACACUAAUCCAGCCAUAAGAGGAAGCUGGUGAAUGAUUAUUAAUUUCCCUCUAAGGGUCAGGAUGGAGAACGAGAGUUCUGAUUUAAAAUUUGAUUGCGAUAUAUUAUGAUGUUUUUUUUUUAAUGUCGUCAUGGAGAGCUAUGUGAUGAAUGCAUGGGAUAUCAGCUUAAUAGUUCCUUACUCUCAAGGUGAAGUACAAUCAAAUUCUAUCAUGAUUAAUUCAAUCAUAUUGGAGGCCACCUACUUAUUUCACUCCAGAGUUUGUUUAAAUCUUUGGAGUCACAGUGGGAGGUUUUGCACAACUGUCCAUUUGUAUCUCACUCAGAAAAUAAGCAAUUACAUGUUGAAUAGGUGAUGGGGAUUUAGAAUGAUCCCUUUUGGAUCUUUGUGAAUUAUAGGACUCAAUCUGAGGGAUGAUUGUUGCUCGUUGUAAUUAAUCUUAUGAAUUUUAUGCAUAGAUUAUUCAUAACAGCUAUUUUAUGUUUUAAUGUAAAGGCAAUCAUUUCUAGCCAAUUAAAAAAACUGGGCUAGACAUUCCCAUUCGCAAUUGACCCCUAUCAUAGGUUAUGUCUCUGGAUCAUGAUUUGAACGGCACAGUGGCACAGCAGUAGAGUUUGCUGCUAUCUCACAACACCAGAGACCCAGGUUUGAUCCUGGCUAUGAUUGCUGAGUUUGUACGUUCUCCCUGUGACCACGUGGUUUUACUCCAGAUGCUCCGGUUUCCUGCCACACUCCAAAGGCAUACACGUUUGUAGGUUAAUUGGCUUCCGUAAAUUGUCCCUGGUCAGUAGGAUAGAACUAGUGUACAGGUGAUCGUUGGUCAGUGUAGACUCGGUGGGCCGAAGGGCCUGUUUCCACACUGUAUCUCUAAACUAAAAUAAACUCAAUAAUAUUGAUGUGUGCGACACUCACUUCUGCCUUAGCAACAGCAAUUGGAUGAACGAAGCACCACAGAAAACCUUCAUCUAUAAUAUCCAGUAAAGGAAGGAUCCAAACCCACAGGGCAUUAAGAGAACUGAGUAAAGGACCUUGUUGGGGUGUGGAUGUGUUGCUGUUUGUAUGUUCAGGCCUGAGUCUUUUGUAGUGUGUAUAUUUGUUCUGUUAGUGUUUCAUGCACAAUAUAGUGUGCAGCUACAAACCUUGCCUGAUCAGUGAGUCUGUACAUCAUAGUGGUGCGGGGCCCCAUAGCCUGUGGCGACAGUCACAGGAUGGUGAAAGCACACACUCACUAAAGAUGUGUCCACCUCGCCCAAGGCAUCCCAUCAAGAGCCAUCAAUUUCACUGCACUGUGACUAUCAAGAGGGGAGCCCUUUAAGGUUGUGAUCCACUUCCUUCGCUUCCCUGCAGCAAAGUAGCAUGUCUUUUAUUGAUUUUUUUCUCCCCCCCAGACUCCCAUUAGGGCAAAACACAGUGCACUUCAACACACCAAAUCAGGGCAUGUUAGGUUCUGUUCCCUUAUAUGUGCAGAUUUUGAUUGUUGUACUCUUGAGUAUAUGGUAUUUGUAUCUUUAAUGUCACUUUAUCAUGAUCAGCUUGAAUAUGAAAAGUAAACCUGGCCAUGUGUCAAUUCUGAAUUUGCCAAUCUGGUACAUCAAAGCCAAGGACAAUUUUUUAGAGAAAGAUUCAAAAAGUUAAUUUCCUGUGUAAAGCCAAACGGCAUAUUAACACCAUCAAAUGAAACCGUUGUGGAAAUAUUGUGGAUACUCCCAUAGUGCGUUGCAGCAUCCAGAUGCCUGAUAGGGUAUGAAGUGUUAUGAGAUACGAUUACAGGGAGAAAGAAGCAGUAGUAGACCUCUUGAGUUCAGUUAAGUUUAUUGUCGUGUACCGAGGUACAGUGAAAGCUUUUGUUGCAUGCUAGACAAUACAUUACAAUCAAGACAUCCACAGUGUACAGAUACAUGAUAAAGGGAAUAUUGUGAAUAAUAUUUAGUGCAAGAUAAAGCCAGUGAAGUCCGAUGUCUUGUCUUGGCCCCUGCCUACUCCACCAUUCAAUAAGAUCAUGGCUGAUAGCUAAGAUCAUUGUCACUAAAUCCACAUCUCGUCAUUUAUAUGCAAAACUCUGAUUUGGUCUCUCCAGUGAGAAAAUGACAAUGAAUAUUUAAUUUUUAUUUUUAAAAACUCAAUUGACUGGUCUGGCUUACCUGUGACCAUCCCCUUUAUAGAUUUAAAGUAUAUAUAUAUAAUUUAAGCAAUAGUCUUGCAUUUUUAUAUGUGCAAUAUGAUUGAAUCGGUCAACAGAAGGUCCUCUUGCCAUUUUUAAAUAUGUAUUAUGAAACAUCACCAACUUGAGCAAUUACUCAUCAAUUAGCAAUUGAGUUUCCAAACAGUUAAAUAUUGUAAUUAAAAAAAUAAUCAACUUUCGGUGGCAUCAUCCAAUUUGGGAGGCAAAUUUGAGAGACAGCAACUAUUUCUCUAUGUUAUAAUUGUUACCUUUAGUUGAUCCUGCUGGAGAUUUGUUUAAAUGUUGUAGUGCUACAUCAAUAAAAUAUAGAAACAAGGAACUGCAGAUGCUGGUUUACCCCAAAAUAAGACUCAAGGUGGUGGAGUACAGCGGAUUCAACUUCAGAGAUGCUGCCUCCAACACUUUGGGUCAUCAAUAAAGUAUACAAUUUUCAGGCACAAUGCAAACAUAUAUUUGCUAAUAAAUAACAUCAAAGAUCUUUUAAUUUUGAAUGUAUUCCAAAAGUUAAUUUUGAAUUGUAUUAAUGUGAGACAUAUCUCAACCAAUUUAUUAUGUCUUUUUUUCCAAAUUAACUUUAAAUUACUUAUAAAAGCAAAAAAAAAGUGCAGAUUGAGUGUUCACCAUCGUGCCACACUUAUACAAAGGUAUAUUUGGUGCUUCUUCCUUCAUGUAAAUAUACACUGCAGCAACCAAAAAAUAAUCAUCCUGGUCAACUGUGUAAAUAUGUAAUCUCAAAAUCUCAUUAGCAGCAGACUAGAUUUACCCUUAAAUGUUGUAAAUGUUUUACUGACAUUUCAGGUAGUUGGAAGCAUUGUCUUUCUCUCUCCCUCUCUGAAAAUGCUUCUUUUUAAUGCUUAAUCACAUUGUGUAAAUGAAAAUCAUUGAAACACAUCUUGGCUCUUGUUAGAGAUUAGUUCCUCGGAGCCUUUUACUAGUAUUCUCGAUUGCUAACUUCCAACAAGCAGAAAGUGUCUGUGAUAAUGAAGGUGUGCAUUUGGAAGAUGCACCAUGAAUACUUUAUAUAUGAGCAGUUGUGGAAUAGCCUGUGUUCCUUUGUUGAUACAUAUAAGAGUACAAUUGAGCAAAAAUUUAAAGAAAGCUGAAACCAUUUUAGCAGCAACUAUCUGUUAAGCAUGAUAAUGCGUCACAGCAUCUUAAUAUUUUAAUAUUUAAUUUUUUUUUAAUGUUCUUCAGUGUAACUAGAAAUGUUAUUAAUGAAGCUCGGCUUUUAAUUUCACUUGUUUUACUUUUAUAAUUCAAAAUGGUUCUUUAUACAAAUGUAGAGGUGAUCAGUUACCUUGGCUUUAUUAUCAGGGUAUUUGCACAGUUACUGGUUAAGUGAUUAAAAAGAAACUGCUUUUUACAGUUUAGAAUUUUUUACUGGUUUCUCUCGUGUCAUGUUUUUUGGAGUUGUAGGAUAUAUUUGAAAAGGUUUUUUCUGUAAGUAUAGAGUUUGGUACCACUUUCAACCAAGCCUCUGUGAUGAUGUGCUUCUGAUCGGUAUCUCCAAUAUUGUGUGUGGAUUAAUGUGCGAAACAGAAGCAGUGAUUUAUUGUAAGAGACUGUGCAACAAUUUCUAUUGGCUCUUUAAAAGUUAGUUUCUUAAGGAUUCUCGGCAACCUGUUUUAUUAAAUUUUCCGAUAACAACUCCUCUUUGGCACUCUUUAAUCUUUUUAAGUAUUAAAAGAAUUAACCAGACAAUCCAAAAUUACCCUUUGAUUUCAUCAAAUUGAAUCGAUGGAGAGGCAAAUUUAAUUCGGAAGAUUUAAAGUGAAUUUUAUCACAUGUUUACACCCCUAGUUUUGAAGGUAUUAUUAAAACUAAAGGCCGAUGUAAGUUAAUACAUUUUUGCCAGCCAAAUUCAUUGGAUAUUGGAACAUUAGCAGGAAGACUAUUCGAUCUCUGGGAAAGUUCUGCUGCAUUUCUUCAGCUGUUAUAUUAUUGCAAUCCAUAAACAAUUGAAGAAUCUAUAACAGAAUAGAAUCAAUCGUCAAAGAUAUCUAUGUUCUAUAAUAUUCAUAGAAACAUAGAAAAUAGGUGCAGCAGUAGGCCAUUCGGCCCUUCGAGCCUGCACCGCCAUUCAAUAUGAUCAUGGCUGAUCAUUCAACUCAGUAUCCUGUACCUGCCUUCUCUCCAUACCCCCUGAUCUCUUUAGCCACAAGGGCCACAUCUAACUCCCUCUUAAAUAUAGCCAAUGAACUGGCCUCAACUACCUUCUGCGGCAGAGGAUUCCAGAGAUUCACCACUCUCUGUGUGAAAAAGGUUUUCCUCAUCUCGGUCCUAAAAGAUUUCCCCCUUAUCCUUAAACUGUGACCCCUUGUUCUGGACUUCCCCAACAUCGGGAACAAUCUUCCUGCAUCUAGCCUGUCCAACCCCUUAAGAAUUUUGUAAGUUCAUGUUUGAUAUUCAUGUUUAAAAAUUCAGACGUGGUGUCAUUUUAUCUAUUAAAAUGAUUAAAGAAUAGGUAUUUCCGCAUGCAAAUUGUAUGAUGGUUAACUAAUUUUUGUGGAACAAAUUACAAAUUUAGCAGUCACUAAAAUUUAAACUUUCAAAGGAAUUAAAUGUGUUUCACUAUUGCAUCUGUCCAGGAUCAUGCAAUGGUUCUUGAACAUAUGUCGCUUUGUACCCUAACAAAUCAAAAUAGCCAAUACAGAUUGCUGAAUAGUCUUGUUUAUAUGCCAUAAAGUUGGAUUUCUAGGAUUUAAAAGCAUUAACAUUAAAAUGUUUACUAAACUGUGAAGUCAUAGAUUCCCAUGUUAGCAUGUUAUUAUGUUUGGCUAGGUGCUCUGUUCUGAGUUACUUUUUAUGAACAAGUUUUGCAAAGCAGUUAUUUGUAAACUCGCUUUAUAUUUUGUACAUCAUAAUGUAUACAAUGUAAAUAGGCAAUGUUGGCGACAGCAAUCAUUUAAAGUGUCUGUAGUCUUUCAAAGAAACUAAUGGAUUCUAUUCUUUAUGCCGGAGUAAGCUAUUGGUUGCCUUUGCUCUUGGCUCAAUACCAACUUGAAGCAUGUCUCAAGGGCAACAAAAUUAUCAUCUGUCUGACUUUCUGUCCAUUAAAGUGAUGCUACAUAUUUGUCAGUUA
Molecule: messenger RNA, 20929 nt
Organism: Leucoraja erinaceus (little skate)
Lineage: Eukaryota; Metazoa; Chordata; Chondrichthyes; Rajiformes; Rajidae
Product: neuron navigator 1-like
Exons: 36
Coding region: 434-6532 (2032 amino acids)
Biological process (GO): microtubule bundle formation; nervous system development; neurogenesis
Cellular component (GO): axon initial segment; microtubule cytoskeleton
Molecular function (GO): ATP hydrolysis activity
Source: RefSeq, a predicted model, not a curated record